Tribolium castaneum (red flour beetle) is the source of this 1281-nucleotide messenger RNA. RefSeq names its product transmembrane and ubiquitin-like domain-containing protein 1. The coding region runs from base 353 to 1219 and encodes 288 amino acids. Lineage: Eukaryota; Metazoa; Arthropoda; Insecta; Coleoptera; Tenebrionidae. The record is from RefSeq and is a predicted model, not a curated record. The transcript has 6 exons. Gene Ontology annotation, molecular function: protein binding.
UGUUUAUCGAAUCACGUGAUUCAUUUCACUAUCAAAUAAUUUCUAGAAAAAACUACCAACAACAGACAAACCGAUUUGAGUCCAAUUGAUUCACAAUCGACGCAAUUUCACCCGACAAAAAGUCACCUCUAACUCAUCUCAAGGUGAAAAAAGACAGUUGAUUUGACAAGUGACAGUGACAGACGUCAAAAAAACACUUAAAAAGUGAAAAACACAACGAAAUUAGGGCAUUAGUGACGUCUUAAUCGAACAAAUAAUUAAUUAAUUGCCAAAUUUUCGUACAAUUCUUUAAAACACCGUGCAUUUGAUUGGUGUAAAAUAUUGCGACAAAAACGCAUCGUCCUCUAGCAUAAUGCCCCUGAUUGAUGGUAUCGGCGAUGAAGUGACGCAUUUUUUUAUCGCACUGUUGGUAAUGUUAGUCGUGUCUUUAGCCUGGUGGACGACAAGCAUUUCGGAGCAAAGACACGUCCAGACCGUGUGGCUGCUGGACCGCCGCCGGCACAGGCCGCCACGCAGGCUCACCAACCACACGCAUGCCGUCACAAUAGCCGAAGGCACAACCAGUCCAGCGGAGCCCCCCAAGCCCCCCGAGCCAGGCUCGAGCUCCGAGGACGACCGCAGCCGCAUUGUGGAGGCCAUGGACGAGGGGGCCCCCGAAAGGGGCCCCGCGGGGCCCACCCCCAAAACCGACAUCACAAUCAAGCUUAAAUACAUCAACGACGACCUCAAAUUGGUCGACGGCAAGUUGCAGGAACUAUUAGGCGAUUUUAAAAAGCGCCACUUUCACGUGGAGUUGGCCUCCAAUAAGCUCGUGCGCCUCAUCUUCAACGGCCAGGUGCUCCAACAGGACACCAAAACGCUAGAAGGUUGCGGACUUUUUGACAACUGUGUCGUCCACUGUCUCAUCCACCAGCGAAGACCAGCCCCCGGGGAAGAGUCGCAAGAAUCCCGCAGCGAACAAUCCCACAAUCCCCGCCCAAAUCUUAAUAAUAACAAUAAUCAAGGGCGGGAUUGGGAUCUAGGGAAUUUUCUUUUUGCCAUUAUUAGUUUUACACUACUGUCAGCCUGGUAUUUCAGGUACGUUUAUGCUCAUUUGUAUACGGUUACGGCCACAGUGGGGCUCAUUUUAAUGACGGGUGUUUUCACAAUUGUACUUUUCGGGUUUUAUUUCCCCGACCAUGAGCACAUACCGCAACGGGGCGGCGAGACGGCUCAUUAAUUGUUUGUAAUUAAUUAAUUUAUAUGAAUGUUCGAAUAAAUUUUAUUAAAUCAUGUUUUGUA